UGCUACUGUACAGAUCGUGUAUACAUAUCUACUCAACUACUCACAUUUCAUUUUUAAUUAGUUAAUUUAAACUUGAAUUUGAGUGAAAAAAUAUUGUGAUAAUUUCUAAUUAAUAUUAGAUGAGUUUUCUUACUUCCUGUGUUGUAUUCCCGUAACGAUUUUCGUAACCUAAUUAUCUUGGAAUUAAUCAUUUGACAGCUGUUCUCAACGGCAAACCACAAAAUUGCAUUUGUUGACCUACAAAUAAAAAAUAAAACCUAUAAAGAAUGACAAUGGGCGAUGAGACUCCAGUUACAUCACUUGUUCUUCCAGUAAUAUUACGUCCAAUUUUGGCAAAAUUGGAAAGGCAAAAUUUGGUAGCUGCUCAAAUGCUUCGUAAAGCAUUAUCCAAUGCAGAACUUAAUCAUCCAGGAAUUACCUACGAUUUAAUACUAGGUCUUGUGCGUCGUGCAGAUCUUAAUUUAGAUAUGAAUGAAAGUGUGCUUCGGUUACAGGGUGUUGCGUCUGACUGUGAUGAAUAUCGUUCUGUACGUUCAGAAAAUGCAUUUCCAGAGCUUAAUAGAAAAUCUACUUCACUGAAAAGGAUAUUAAGUAGAAUUCCAGAUGAAAUAACUGAUCGUAAAACGUUUCUUGAAACAAUUAAGGAAAUUGCCAGUGCUAUUAAAAAAUUAUUAGAUGCUGUUAAUGAAGUUACAGGAUAUAUACCAGAAUCUGCAGGUAAACAGGCUCUAGAUCAACGUAAACGAGAAUUUGUGAAAUACAGUAAACGAUUUAGUAAUACAUUAAAAGAAUAUUUUAAAGAGGGACAAGCUAAUGCAGUAUUUAUCAGUGCUUUAUAUUUAAUUCUUCAAACAAACAUGAUUAUGCUUACUGUAGAGGAUAAAGUAUUAUAAUCAAUAUAAGAGUGAAGUAAUAAAGAAUAAAUAUAAUUAUUAUAGGA
Ceratosolen solmsi marchali is the source of this 940-nucleotide messenger RNA. It is a transcript of the gene Ccm3, whose product is annotated as programmed cell death protein 10 Ccm3. Lineage: Eukaryota; Metazoa; Arthropoda; Insecta; Hymenoptera; Agaonidae. Gene Ontology annotation, biological process: regulation of Golgi organization; positive regulation of MAP kinase activity. Gene Ontology annotation, molecular function: protein kinase binding. The transcript has 6 exons. Bases 267 to 893 code for a protein of 208 amino acids. The record is from RefSeq and is a predicted model, not a curated record. Gene Ontology annotation, cellular component: FAR/SIP/STRIPAK complex.